GUUAUCCAAUUGUUGCGAUUGUUCAUUGGAAUGCAUAAGUGCGCUCGGAAAGUUUCUUUGCGAAAUUCGACUGAUAAGAUGGAGAGGAAGAGUAGGAGAGGAGUUGCCAAACCGAAUGUUCGGCAAAACAAAGUUUACCCAAUUCAGAAUGACAAAGAUUUGCCUGCGACCAAAUGUGACUCCUCGAACAAAGGCGAGUCGUGGUUGCAAGCAAAUAACCCGAUAAGAGGAGGAAGGUCUAUCGGAUAUUUAAAACAUUUAUUCCAUAGAUUCUUGUUGUGUUGCUGCAUUUCGGGCGAGAUCUCUGAUUCGGAGCUAAGUUUUCAUUCUUUCUGUCUUUUCUCGGUCAGCAAAUUGCGUAAGUAAUAAUAUCUGUGAUUUUGUAGACUUAAGAACCGGAAAGGAAACUUAUAGAUUUCAACUCCGAAGAUGACUGUAUUUACAUUAUAAACCCAAGUACUUUAUUGACAAGAUUAUGUCUUGUUUAUAAAAUCGUGGUUUGCCAGCUUAGAGGUAUGAAGGAGUACAUGUCAGGAGUGGCAAUUUAGCACAGAACAUUAAGGUGACCAGAUUUUAACACUGGUAA
Messenger RNA from Centruroides sculpturatus (bark scorpion), 586 nucleotides. RefSeq lists its product as uncharacterized. Bases 31 to 366 code for a protein of 111 amino acids. The record is from RefSeq and is a predicted model, not a curated record. The transcript is spliced from 3 exons. NCBI's taxonomy places the organism in Eukaryota, Metazoa, Arthropoda, Arachnida, Scorpiones, Buthidae.